Triticum turgidum subsp. durum (durum wheat) is the source of this 483-nucleotide messenger RNA. NCBI's taxonomy places the organism in Eukaryota, Viridiplantae, Streptophyta, Magnoliopsida, Poales, Poaceae. The record is from the annotation of a GenBank genome assembly.
AUGGCGCCGAAGAAGACCACGAGGAGCAAGACGAGGUUCUUCGACGUGAUGGCGAAGCCCUCCGGGAAGUUCGGAGUCAAGUUCUCUGAUGCCGGCCGCCGCUUUUGGCUCGGCAUGUACCCUACCGUCCACGAGGCCACACGUGCCUAUGACGUGGCGAUUCCGGCGAAGAAGAAGCCGGCGGUUGUCGUUGGUCCCAGUGAGAGCGACGAGGCGACGAUGGCGAGGUUUGCGCGGGAGCAUCCGGAGUACGUCCAGGCUGAGCAGGAGUACUUCUGGAAGCGUGACGCCGAGGAGAAGAAGAAGAAGGAGGUAAAGAUGGAGGACGAGGCUGGCCCCUCGACGGUGAUCCCCAUCAAGUCGUCGGAGGAGGACUGGGUCGGGAUGAGUCGGAGGAGGAGGACGAGGGGUGCGACUACCCAGACACGGACGAGUCCAGGGCACAGUUCCGCAGCUCCGACGAUGAUGAGUAGUUUCAUCUAG